GAGUAAACGAUUAAACAGAAACCAUCUGCAGAAAAAUGCUCUGAUAAACAGUGAAAGAUUCCUGCUGCUGACCUCCAUGUGGCUUCAUGAAAGUUUCUUCUGGAUAGAGGAAGAUCCUGUAUGGCAAAGUCCCGCCAUUCUCUGCGAUAACCUCCACCAAUCGUUACCAGUACAAUAAUCUGGAGGAGUUUGGGACUAUUCCUCUAUACCACACGUGUCAAAGUCAAGGCCCGGGGGCCGGAUCCGGCCCUCCAGACUCUACUUCCGGGUUCCUCCUGAUGGGAAAUCUGACACCACAGCUCCAUCUAGCGGCGAAUGUCGGAACUGUUUUUGUUUUCCCCAACAUGGCCGCUCCCGCGCGAGCAAGAAAAGCCCGCUGACCAUGAAGGAAAUCAGCUCCGCCGCGGACCGGAAGGAGUUCUCUCAGCUCCUUCUCCAGGUGGAGAAGAUCUCUGCGGGGAGAAGCUUCGGGGAUGUCGAGGUUCUCCUCAACAAACUGAAGAUGUUCCGAGUCACCGCGGAGGAGCUGGAGAGCACCGGGCUGGAGACGGUUCUGCUCGGGCUGCUGAGGAGCAGCGAGGAUCUGAGCCUCAGGGAGAAGCUCCGGGGCUUGUUGACGAGGUGGAGGAGGCGCAGCAGCAAAGGAGGAGGAUGGGUGAAGGGUCAGCUGAGCAGCACAGGUUCUCCUCCAGGCUCUGGGGAGGCCGGGUCACCAGCAGAUCCAGAAAAAACAGAGUUGGAAGCUUCCCAGGAAGAACCAGAGAGGAGACCUGAAUCCCUAGACCCUGCUAGAACCAAAUGUGUCCAGCUUCUCCUCACAGCCCUCCUCCCUGAUCUCCCUGAUCAGGACCGGGCCAGAGAGCUGGCUGGAGCCAUAGAGGAGCACAUCCAUCAGCUCCACAAAUCCAACCAGCUCAGGUACAAGAACUGUGUGAGGAGCAAGGUGGCAAACCUGAGGAACCCCAAGAACCCUCACCUCCGCCGUGGCCUCCUGAGUGGCUCCCUGCUCCCCAACACCUUCGCCUGCAUGUCAGCGGAGGAGAUGGCCGGCCCAGAGCUGCGGAGCCUGCGGCAGGAGAUCUGCAAGCGGGGCGUGAGCGAGAGGCAGCUCCCCCAGCCGGCGGAGGGGACUCCCACGCAGAAGAUCCGGUGCCGGAGGUGCGGGGGGUCCGACUGCAGGGUGACCCAGGUGUCUAGGGGGGCGCUCUUCCUGCCUGCGUGGGUGAGGCGGGGGGGCCCUGACGAGGACGCCAUGACGUUUGUGACCUGCAGCGUCUGCGGGCAGCAGUGGUACCACAGCAGCUGGAACUGCCUGUAGCUCCAGAGGUCAAAAGCAGUAACUGACAGGAGUCUCCAGCAUGUUCUCCUGCUCCUCUGACUGUCAAUGAGGCUAAAAUCAGCUUUUAUUUUGAAAUGAGGAAGCUUUUUUCUGGUUCUUUGGUUGAAACAUCUUGAGCUUAAACUUCAAAUGUUCUCAUCGAUCCUUGAGCGUUCUCCGUUCUGAGGUAAAAGUGUGAAAGCAAACGACCACAUCAUGGGAAACUGAGGAGACAUGUGACCGCAGAGGAUCAUGGUCAUGUGAGUCCUCCCCCUCCUCCUGAGGUGAUGACUCCACAUCACUGUGAAAUCGCAUGGAAGGAAUCUGAAGAAUUUCAAAGAAAACAUGUUCUGUCUGAACCAAAAAGGAGAGCAGAACCAGAACAGACGUCUGUGCACCGUCAACAAGAGAAUUUUCUCCUCGUUGUUUCUCCUCGAACUCUGUGAAGAGUUGAAAAAUGUUCCCUAGAAAAACAUCAAAAUAAAUUCAGACGAUCAGAAUGAUGGCAUCUGUCCAAUCAAUUAUUCUUCUCAUCCAAAUGACAGUCUGUCCUGACACAUGUCCUCUCCGUCUUGUGACCCCAAACAGAGUUAUAAAUGUUCUGUGUGCAUUUUUAUAAACUUGAAGAUCAAAAUCAGACCCACACACUGAGAAUAAAUGUAUUUAUGACAAA
Messenger RNA from Oryzias melastigma (Indian medaka), 1991 nucleotides. RefSeq names its product transcription elongation factor A N-terminal and central domain-containing protein. Gene Ontology annotation, cellular component: nucleus. Gene Ontology annotation, biological process: DNA-templated transcription. Bases 383 to 1318 code for a protein of 311 amino acids. The transcript is spliced from 4 exons. Lineage: Eukaryota; Metazoa; Chordata; Actinopteri; Beloniformes; Adrianichthyidae. The record is from RefSeq and is a predicted model, not a curated record.